AUGGGGAAUUGUGUUGGCUGUGUUGUCCCUGAGGUGUGUAAGAGGGUGUGUGGGACUGAGGUGGGCUGCUCCAACAUCGCCUAUCCCAAACUGGUGGUGUCCAUCAUGCCAAAUGGUCUGCGAGGUCUGAUGCUGGCUGUGAUGCUGGCUGCUCUCAUGUCCUCUCUGGCGUCCAUCUUUAACAGCAGCAGCACUCUGGACAUCUGGACCCGCAUCCGACCGCAGGCCACCGAGCGAGAGCUGCUGAUCGUGGGUAGGGUGUGGGUGCUGUGCAUCGUGUGCGUCAGUAUCUGCUGGAUCCCCAUGGUGCAGGCAGCUCAGAGCGGCCAGCUGUUCGACUACAUCCAGUCCGUCUCCAGCUACCUGGCUCCACCCAUCGCCUCCGUCUUCCUGCUGGCUGUGUUCGUGAAGAGGGUCAAUGAGAAGGGUGCGUUCUGGGGUCUGAUGGGUCUCUGCAGGAUGUUGCCUGAGUUCUGGUUCGGUUCUGGCAGCUGUAUUUUCCCCUCGAGCUGCUCCUUCUUGGUGUGUGGGAUCCAUUACCUGCACUUUGCCAUCAUUCUGUUCUUCUGCAGCUCAGUGCUGGUGCUGCUGGUCAGCCUCUGCACACCGCCCAUCCAGGAGCAACAUCUCCAUCGUCUGGUGUUCAGCCUGCGUCACUCCAAAGAGGAGGGGAAGGAUUUGGACUGGGAGCAACAGGAGGAAGGGAGAAGAACAGACAAAUUAGUAGGGGGGUCUCCCCGGCCCCCGAGGAUCAACCUGAGGCCUCGGAGAAGCUCCCGGACAUCAGCGAGGCCCUGGUGUGGAAGUACACUGGACGCUAACGCUCUCAUUGUGAUGGCUGUAGCAGUGUUUGUGUGGGGAUACUAUGCUUAG
Trematomus bernacchii (emerald rockcod) is the source of this 873-nucleotide messenger RNA. It is a transcript of the gene slc5a2, whose product is annotated as solute carrier family 5 member 2. Gene Ontology annotation, biological process: sodium ion transport; transmembrane transport. The record is from RefSeq and is a predicted model, not a curated record. Gene Ontology annotation, cellular component: plasma membrane. The transcript has 8 exons. Lineage: Eukaryota; Metazoa; Chordata; Actinopteri; Perciformes; Nototheniidae. Gene Ontology annotation, molecular function: D-glucose:sodium symporter activity. Bases 1 to 873 code for a protein of 290 amino acids.